AUGGAAAUAACUACAUUAAAAGACUUGAUCAUCAAAUAAAUGCUUGAUUUACAAAGUACAGUGUAUAGUGUAAUCCCUAAAUUGCCCUCAAUUAAGAGUUCCAACUAUUAGGAAGGAGUAUUAAUUGGAAGAAUAUUGUUAUAGGCGAAUGAAUAAAUUUAGAUAAUAGUCCAAAAACUUAUAGAUAAUUAAAAUACUAUGCUUACUAGAAGUAAAUUAAAAGGAUCAAAUAUCCAUAAUAAUUUAGAGCAAAACCCUCUAAAAUAGAUUCAAUAUGAAAACCCUCCAAAAUAGAUUUAAUAUGAGUCUAAUUAGAAUAAAGAGAAAAAAUUAUCAAUUAAAAUAACUCCAGAACCUAAUAUAGACAGACCUUGUUGUUUAUGUUAUGAAGGAAAUGAAAACACAUGCGGCAAAAUUAUUAUUAUACCAAAUUCUCUUAGGAAAUUAUAGGCGCAUUCCCAGUGCUUUAAAAAUAUAAAUAAUCCAAAAUAAAUAGAAUUUGAUAAAGUAUAUUUAUUAUAUAGAACAUAAGAAUGUUCAAUUUGUGAAAAAUAAGGGGCAUCAUUUGCUUGUGAGAAAUGUAAUAGAAAAUAUCAUUUUCCAUGCUUUGUUGACUCUAACUAAGAAGGUAUACUUUAAUGCAAUUGCUAAAAAUCUUGA
This is a messenger RNA of Paramecium tetraurelia, 660 nucleotides long. RefSeq lists its product as uncharacterized. The record is from RefSeq and is a predicted model, not a curated record. Lineage: Eukaryota; Ciliophora; Oligohymenophorea; Peniculida; Parameciidae. The transcript has 3 exons.